CAACGCAAAACAACCUAAUUUCCUAACCUCCAAAACUGACAUUUUGUAAAAAAACAUCAACCAAGCGAGAGAAAGCUGUUUAUUUACUCCAAAAAUACGCAACAAAAUAGCUAAAUAACCCAAAAUGUUGCCGCUAUCACUACUCCGUACAGCGCAGAACCAUCCAAUGCUGGUGGAAUUAAAAAAUGGCGAAACAUAUAACGGGCAUUUAGUAAGUUGCGAUAAUUGGAUGAAUAUCAACUUACGUGAAGUUAUUUGUACAUCUCGAGACGGCGACAAGUUCUGGAGGAUGCCUGAGUGCUAUAUCAGAGGCAGUACUAUCAAAUACUUGCGUAUCCCCGACGAAGUUAUCGAUAUGGUCAAGGAAGAGACACAGGUCAAAUCCAGAAGCCGAAGUGAGGUCUCUAAGGGCCGAGGUGGCGGUCAAAACAUGAGGACAGGGCGCGGUGGUAACCGAGGCGCCUUCGGUAACCGUGGACGACCAGCCCCCCUUGCCCGAGGUGGCGGUAACCAGGGGCGAAACCCACAACAGAAUAAGAAUAAGAAAUAGUUUCCUUUCCGUAAUUGUAAUUCUCAAAAUCAAUUUAAAAGUUAUAACGUUCGUGAGACAUACUAAUUAAGUAUUAUGUUAUCGGCUUACACCACAUACUGAAAUACUACUCAAUUUUAAGUUGUACUUAAACAUCGUACUAUCUCUGUGUAGUUUUGAGAUCGUCUUAAAAUUGAGUAGCGUUUAAGUAUUCGGGCAUUACUCACGUAACUGUUUGACGAGGAACUCGACUAGUUUCAAGCCAUGCUAGAGGCUCAUAUUCAUCGUCAGAAAGUAGGUGUAAAUCCAGGCAGAGGGCGCGAUGGGCGUGAAACUUAGGUCGCCAGUAGCAGCGACAAUCGCCGCGUCGUGUGUCGCGGAAUGUUGCUCAUGAAUAUGAACCUCUAGCAUGGCUUAAAACUAGUCGUGUUCCUCGUCAAACAGUUACGUGAGUAAGCCGAUAACAUAAUAAUUAAUGAAUUUAAAGAGUUUUGUGAAGGACAGUAUCUAACUGUAAUGUCUAACUUAAAAUUAAAUGUAAGAGUCGGUUUAAGUAUUGUAA
Spodoptera frugiperda (fall armyworm) is the source of this 1091-nucleotide messenger RNA. Its product is annotated as U6 snRNA-associated Sm-like protein LSm4. The transcript is spliced from 2 exons. The record is from RefSeq and is a predicted model, not a curated record. Gene Ontology annotation, molecular function: U6 snRNA binding. NCBI's taxonomy places the organism in Eukaryota, Metazoa, Arthropoda, Insecta, Lepidoptera, Noctuidae. Gene Ontology annotation, cellular component: spliceosomal tri-snRNP complex; P-body; U6 snRNP. The coding region runs from base 125 to 550 and encodes 141 amino acids. Gene Ontology annotation, biological process: nuclear-transcribed mRNA catabolic process; spliceosomal snRNP assembly; P-body assembly.